UGCUGCUUUCUAGUGCUUGCCCCAGUUUCCUCUCCAGCAAACAGUAACUUGGGGUUCCCCCCUCCCUGACGGGAUGACAAGGAGCUAGGUGUAGAAAGUCUUGUCUGACAAGCAGAGACCAUUGUUUGAUUUAUUAUUCUUAGGUUAGCAGACAUGGGCGGCUGACCCACGAGGGCUGCGGAAGACAGUUUACUUCCUUCCUCUUUUUGUAGCUAUCUCCUAAAUCUCAACCAGACGCCGAUCCAGUUCUUGAAAGAUUUUAAGGACCCAGAUGUUUCAGAAUGCAUGUCCUGGAAGCCGAUGGCUGCCUCAACCACUGGCGAUUUUGCUGCUGUUUGCUGUUGCAGACGGGCAGACAGGAGAUCUUCCCAAGGCUGUGGUGAAACUUGAGCCCCCGUGGAUCCGGGUGCUCAGGGAAGACCUUGUGACCCUGAAGUGCGAGGGGCCCCACAACCCCGGGAACUCUUCCACCCAGUGGCUCCACAAUGGGAGCUCCGUCCCGAGCCAGGUCCAGCCCAGCUACAAGUUCACAGCCGCGGUCAAUGACAGCGGAGAAUACCGGUGCCGGAUGGAGCGGAGCAGCCUCAGCGACCCUGUACAUCUGUAUGUGAUUUCCGACUGGCUGCUGCUCCAGACAGCUAAACUAGUGUUUGAGGAAGGUGAAACCAUCGUGUUAAGGUGCGACAGCUGGUUGAACAAACGCCUGAACAAGGUUACAUUCUACCAGAAUGAAAAAGCUGUGAAAUUUCAUCAUUACAACGACACGUUCUCCAUCUUAAAAGCCAACCACAGUCACAGUGGUGACUACUACUGCAAAGGAUUUCUAGGAAGUCGAUAUCAGUUGUCCAAGCCUGUGACCAUCACUGUCCAAGGUUCAGAUCCUGUGUCUAUCACCUCUCUGCUUUGGUACCAGCUUGCUUUCUGCCUAGCGAUGUGCCUCCUGUUUGCCGUGGACACGGGGCUUUAUUUCUGCGUGUGGAGAAAGCUUCAGCCUUCACGGGAGUACUGGAGGGAAACCCUGUCAGUGAGAAAGAGCAAGGCUCCUCAGGACAAGUGACAUCUCAGCGUGGCCGCUGCAUCUUUUCAGCCACACCGUUGCUUCUCCCGCAGUCUUCCUUUGAAAGCAACUUUCUGCUAGGUCUGAUGUUUGAUCCUGCAAUUACAACUGCUUAGGAGGCUGAGGCAGGAGGAUCCCUGGUUCAAGACCUGCCUGGGUUAUAUAUAGAGUGAGUGCACGUCUAGCCUGGGAAAACUCUGUGGGAUCCUAUUUCAAGGAAAGAAGGCUGGCGUGGGCUGUACAGGUAUGUUGUUGAGAUGGCUCCCCAGAAAGGGUGCCUGUUGCUAAACCUGCCAGAAGACCAGAGUUUGAUCCCUGGCACCCAUAUAGCAGAAGGAAAGAACAAAUUCCUCAAAGUUGUCCUCUGACCUCCCCACGCCCACCAUGGCGGAAGCGCCUUCUCUCUCUAAAUGCACAGAAAAUAAAUACAUUAAAAUGCGCUACUUUUUUAAAAAAAAAAAAAACAAAAAAACAAGAAGCAGGCGGUGAGCUGAGGAUUGGUGACAGAGCUGUUAUCCAAUAUACAUGAUGCCCUGGCUUUGACCUUCUGCAAUAAAACAAAAAAUCAACCUGAACUAA
This is a messenger RNA of Meriones unguiculatus (Mongolian gerbil), 1636 nucleotides long. It is a transcript of the gene Fcgr2a, whose product is annotated as Fc gamma receptor IIa. Gene Ontology annotation, biological process: cell surface receptor signaling pathway. The transcript has 5 exons. Bases 272 to 1057 code for a protein of 261 amino acids. The record is from RefSeq and is a predicted model, not a curated record. NCBI's taxonomy places the organism in Eukaryota, Metazoa, Chordata, Mammalia, Rodentia, Muridae. Gene Ontology annotation, molecular function: transmembrane signaling receptor activity.